Messenger RNA from Adineta ricciae, 741 nucleotides. The record is from the annotation of a GenBank genome assembly. NCBI's taxonomy places the organism in Eukaryota, Metazoa, Rotifera, Eurotatoria, Adinetida, Adinetidae.
AUGCAGUCAGCAGAUGGUUUCGGGUCGGAUGAUCCAAGUCGUUCAACGAAAUCAUUGACAUUUUCGCCACAGGAUAAUAAUGGCGAUACUGAUCAAAAUACGAACGAGAAUCGAAAACAUAGUGUAUUGGACGAAAAAGCAUUACGAGUAGAUGAUACACUGUUCAUACGCGAUCAACGUGUGUUGAAAAUCAGUCAAAGUUAUCAAAGUAUACUGGAUAGUAUUGGUGAAGAUCCAUUAAGACAAGGACUGCUCAAAACGCCAAAUCGUGCUGCAGAAGCAUUGGUGUUUUUUACCAAAGGUUAUGAACAAUCCAUCCGCGAUGUGGUUAGUGAUGCUAUCUUUGAUGAAGAUUGCGAAAAUAUGGUUGUGGUCAAAGAAAUCGAUAUGUAUUCACUAUGUGAACAUCAUAUGGUGCCAUUCUUCGGAAAAGUAUCUGUCGGGUAUUUACCUAAUAAACGAGUAUUAGGUUUAAGUAAAAUAGCAAGAAUCGUCGAAGUCUUCAGUCGCCGUUUACAAGUGCAAGAACGUUUAACGCGACAAAUUGCGGAAGCGAUUGCCGAAGCUAUUAAACCUAGAGGUGUAGCUGUUAUUGUCGAAUGUCUUCAUAUGUGUAUGAUAAUGCGUGGUGCUCAAAAGGUCAACUCUCGCACGACGACAUCGUCGAUGCUCGGUGUAUUUCGUGAAGAUCCGAAGUCGCGUGAAGAAUUCUUGGCUCUUGCCCGAAUCACUCCAUUCUAA